AUUUCUUAGAAAACACCGUCCUUGUCGCAUUCCUCACGUUUGUUUAUAAAACAGAGAGAGAGAGAGAGAGAUAAGAUCAAGAACGAGUCGUCUCUUUGUAUAAUAUUUAUUUCUCAAACCAAUUUGGUGUUGCUCACCAACCUGAUUUGAUCUUCUACUUUCACACAUAACUCGUGUCGUGUCUUCUGGAACAGAGUUGGUUGUAUAAAGGAUUUUCUUUGUGUGUCUUAAGGUUUUUUUGUGUGGUGGAAAUGGAGAACAAGACCAAUAAUGGAAGCGAGGAUGGUCCAAAACAUAGCCAAGUGGUGAAGAUAAAGAGAGAGUUUGAGAAGAUAAGCCAGCCAUCGCUGAAGCAACCGGAGAUGAGAAGGGUCCUCUCCGAGAUCACCAGGCGUCAACGUUCACGUUCACCUCUAGGCUUAGGAGAGAGAUCUAUUUCCGUUGGACACUGAUGCUAGAAGAAGAAGAAGAAGAAGAGGAGCAGGUUCUUAAUAGUUGCAGACUUUGUUGUAUAUGUGUCCAUGUAUGUAAAUAACUCUGUGUUUGAAUAUGAUGAUGAAUCUCCCUUCCGUUCAGAGUAAACCCUUUUUGUACUUUUGUCUUUUGAUAUACCUUACUCAUGUAUUUGUGUUUGCUAACGGAUACUUUCGAAUUACUUUAA
This is a messenger RNA of Brassica oleracea var. oleracea, 661 nucleotides long. RefSeq lists its product as uncharacterized. The transcript has a single exon. The record is from RefSeq and is a predicted model, not a curated record. Lineage: Eukaryota; Viridiplantae; Streptophyta; Magnoliopsida; Brassicales; Brassicaceae. Bases 252 to 452 code for a protein of 66 amino acids.